Messenger RNA from Linum tenue, 1256 nucleotides. The record is from the annotation of a GenBank genome assembly. Lineage: Eukaryota; Viridiplantae; Streptophyta; Magnoliopsida; Malpighiales; Linaceae.
AUGGCCGUUUCCACUAUCUCCAUCCCCACAGUAAUUCACCAGCUAUUCCUCUCCUGCGCCUUCCCUUCUUCUUCAUUCUCAUUUCCCGCCUCCACAGCCACAGUCUCCAUCUCGAAGCCUCACAGCGCACCGUCUCCCGCCAUUUCCCGAGCUUCCUCUUCGCCAUCCUCCUCGUCUUCGUCGUCUCGAAGCAAGAGCAAGACGUCGACGGCGAAGAAGAAGAAGAAAGGCAAGAGCGGAGGUGGCGGGCAUGACGACUGGAAGGAUUUGGGCUUGAGCGAGGUUGAAGUCGUUAAACCUCGCGGCGGAGGCCGGGAUUAUGACGAUGGCGAUGAUUUUGAUGAUUACGACGAAGGUGCCUCGACUUCCAAUUCGAGGUAUAAUGCUUCACCGACUACUCCACUGCCGAAUCCUCCCGCUGGCUUUUUCGUAUCUGAGUCCGGCAAGGUUUCCAUGACUUCCGGCAACCGGAUUGCUACCAUUGUUGAUGCUACGAAUAAUAAUCCAUUAGAGUGUGUUAUAAGGAGGGUGUUUAGAAGUUCAAGAGGGGAGGAUGAAUGCAUGCUCCUAUGCCCGGUUGAUACGCCAGUUCAGAUUUUGAAGAGCACGAAUAUUGAGGGGUGGUCUGCGGUCAGUGAUGAUGAAGUGGAGGCUAUACUUCCUGCUGCAGCAUAUGCUUUGGCAAAGAUCCACAUGCAUCUAGUCCAUAGCGGAUUCUGUUACACAGCAAGGGGAGGAUUUUGCUACUCGGAAGAUGACAUUUUUGAUUUCCGCACAGGCAAGGACCUUCGGCUAGCAUUUUACGACGGAGAAACUGUCGAUGGCUUACCAACAGAGGGUGUUGAAAUCACAUACUUCCAUCUGGAUGGUGCACAUUACAUGAUAUAUACUCCAUCAGAUCCACUUCUUUUUGUCGCCAUUAAGGAUCGAGAUGGAGUGUUGCAAAUAGCUGAUGAUGAUCUUUUGGAGGACCCAGCUAUCGUAAGCGCGAUUGAUGAGGAGACUGAAUUUAAUGCGCUGGUGGAGGAAGAAGCUGCUCUUAUGGAAUCUUUGAUGGGCAAAAGUUGAUUACAAAAGUUGCAAACACCAUCAACAUGUAAGCAUGCUACUCUUUUACUGAAUUCUCGUCCCGAGUAAUUGCGUGAAUGCGGCCUGCUUCAAACUUGAAACUGUCUUGGUGGGGUUUCUUAAGGGUAGUGAUGAAUGAUGAUAGACCAAGACAGUAAGAAUCACAGAAAGCCUAAAUUGCAUCAAUC